Botrytis porri is the source of this 2214-nucleotide messenger RNA. RefSeq lists its product as uncharacterized. NCBI's taxonomy places the organism in Eukaryota, Fungi, Ascomycota, Leotiomycetes, Helotiales, Sclerotiniaceae. The coding region runs from base 1 to 2214 and encodes 737 amino acids. The record is from RefSeq and is a predicted model, not a curated record. The transcript has a single exon. Gene Ontology annotation, biological process: regulation of transcription by RNA polymerase II. Gene Ontology annotation, cellular component: nucleus.
AUGUUAGCUCAUAACUCAGCAUCGAGACGUCAGUUACCACAUCAUCCACAACAACCUUCUUAUAAUCAGCACGGUUCCAUAUUUAAUCCUUCUUUACCACCACAACUACCACAACUACCACAACUAUCACAAUCACAAUCUCAAUUUCAAUCUCAAUCUCAAUCUUCUUCAACACUCACACCACACUCCGCUUCUACCACAAAUAAUCUUCCAAAUAACAACACCUUUGAUUUUGACGGCGAUCAAAUUCUAUUCGAUAUCCAACAACCCUUAUCAUUCUCAUCAAAUCGAUUUCAGCAACAGACCCCAUUACGAACUGCCGACUAUUCUUCGGAUAGAAUCUUUCAAUUACCAUCUCAUAUGCAACAACCUGGUCAAUCGAAUAGUUUGAUGUCUAACGGACAAUUGACACCUACUUCGACUUACAGACAGAAUCACCAUCGAGAAUCGUCACUCUCGUCAUUUGGAUCUCCCGCCGCUCCAGCUUCACCUUACGCACCAUCCACUUUGAAUCCUCAAGUAGCUGGCGAGUCGUAUCAUGAUUUUCAGGACUUUCAUCCAACCGCAUCGAAAACCCUGACACCAGCACAUACACCAUUACAAGAAAACUUCUUCUCGUCUCAGUACACACAUCCAAACCAAUAUCAAAAUCAGAACAAUCUUCCCUUCACAAUGCUUAAUGACAGCCUACCAAGAUUGUCGGGUAACGAGCUGAUGUCGGCACCAGAGAUUUAUCAUAGUCAAGGGUCGAGUAGGCCGUCGCUAAACACAGCGGCGAGUAAUGACUCACCCUCGACGCCACCGGCCUAUGAGGAUGAAAGACAACAGUUCGGUAUGACUUCUAGUGUGGAUUCCUGGUUGAACGAAUACUUACUUUCAUCCGAUUUCAAAGCUUCUCACAGAACAUCUCCUCAUCAAAUGCCAAAACUCGAUCGCACGAUGACGGAUGCUUAUAACGACGAGCUAUUCAACCCCAACAUAUCCAUGAUCUCCGCUCCUUCCACAACUCCUACUUCAACUCAAACAACCUCGAAUCUAAGUAACGAUAUAUUCACGCAAAGGUUGCAAGCAGCCAACAAUGGACACCUGAGCACUCAACGAGAAGCCUUAGUCUUGUCUCCUCGCGAACGUUCACCUUUUCAGCCAGGCUCACCGUUAGCUCCUACCCCAGGAGGGUACAACCCCCACAAUAUGGGAUUUGGAACUGCAAAGCACAUGCGAGAACAACAAAAGGCCAAGGACGAUGCGUUAGCUAUGCAGGUACAAUACGAGAGGAGUAAUCCAGGGCAAGUCACUCCAAAAACGAUUUCGCCAAGGGAUGUCAACUUGGUGUACAACGAAACUGAGGAGGAUGCAAAAAACCCAUUAUUUCCACCACCACGACCUACACAAUCAAAAGCGGGUUAUCGUCAACAGCCAUCGAUUGAUCCAGAGCCAUCUGAGUCGGAAGAUCUGUCAUUAUCACAACAAAGCUAUGCUAGUAUGGCUACCACUCGACGAGAAAGCUCAUCGGCAAUUUCUACAACCUCGCAAAACACCCCAACACAGUCUCAGUUUAAAUCGUCGAGUCCUAUCAUUCCACGAGACAAUCUUCGACAAGUGCCACAACAUUACCCAUUCGUUCCAUCUACGCAAAGACAAGCAAGUAAUAUUUCCAACAUGUCGAACACAUCGAACAUUUCCAAUGACUUUACACCAACCUUAGGAUCGAUGGAGUCUAGCAGCAGUGAUUAUUCACCUGAUCAAGAAAUCGAAAGACCAGGCGAUACAUUAGCAGGUAGUGGAACAUACACAUGCACAUAUCAUGGAUGUUCACAAAGGUUCGAGACACCCCCCAAACUCCAAAGACACAAGCGGGAUGUGCACCGGAACUCGACAUCCUUGAUCAACAACAUGGGUGGGGAAACUCGGGGUGCAAUGACAUCAAUGGCGCAAAAGUUAAACAGUCAAAGUGGGCCUCACAAAUGCGAACGGAUCAACCCGUCAACAAAUAAACCCUGCAAUACUAUCUUCUCUCGUCCAUAUGAUCUUACACGACAUGAAGAUACAAUUCACAAUGCAGGCAAGCAAAAGUUGCGAUGUAAAUACUGUACGGAAGAAAAGACAUUUAGUCGAAAUGAUGCUCUUACUCGACAUCUCAGAGUGGUGCAUCCCGAGAUUCCAGCGACUAUUACGAAAGGCAAGAGAAGAGGAUUGGGACUUCAUUCUGACUAA